ACUAGUGCGGGCAGUCAAUUACCGGUGCCGUAAAUAAUGAAAUCUUCACAAUAUGGAUAUGGGUCUAAACUUGAUGCGAGUCUAUUUUUCCUCGCUUCCAGUCAAAAUUGGACUAAAAAAACUAUCCACUUUGUUGAUUCUUCCAACCGUAUAUCCCCAACUUUAAAUGAGUCGGGAGAAUCCCAUAUCCAGUUUGUCGACUUCAUACUCCGUACGGCAAUCACUCAUAUGACUAUAAGUAUGGAAUAACCGUAGAAAAGGCAAAUUUAUCAGACCACAUGAGCCCUAGGUUGGUUUUGUCAUAGUGCCAAAGGUGGCUUAUCCUCCCUGACCAUCUUUCCUCUCUUAAAUCCACCUGUUUUCUGUAACUAACUACCAACGCGUGGCACUGACAAUUGGUUAUUCACAGAAUGAAGACCAAACAAAGGACUGUUUGUCAAAAUUGUAGAGACCACAAGAUCGGGGUAGGCUCAAUUUGCUAGUCCUGUUGACAUGCAACCAACUGCCGCUUCCACUGACAAUUUCCAGUGUGAUGGGAAGCGUCCCCAAUGUAGCCAAUGUGUUCUUACUAAGAGAGAAUGCAAGGGGUACAACGAGGACUGGAAGUUCGUUCAUCAUGCUGGGUCUUUGCGCUCUCCUGGCCGGUCAAACGAUGCAAAGCCGACAUAUGAUAUAAUUCCUUAUGUGAACGAGGAAGCCUCGAAAUCGCUAUGUGGCCCCUCAAUUAAGGUGGCGGAGGAUCAGCCGAGGCAGGUUUCGAGGCCACAUCUUGCUGUGCCCCGUGGCUUGCUCUCUUUACAGUUAAGUAUACAGGCUCUCACGGAAACUAUAAAAGACAUGUAUUUGCCCACUGAAGCGACAAUAGUCAAAGUCAUUCACGGCAAGGAGCAAAUAUGCGGGGCGUGGGUGAAGGAACUGCCUGUUGUUUUUGCCCAAUCCAGCACGGAGCAUGCCGAGUUACUUUUUCGAGUUAUAAAGGUCUUGGCGGCCUCAGUUUAUCCUCAAGGGUCGACAAUUCAAUACUCGAACACCGAGAUGGGUCGCGACUAUCGUGGGGUGCUUCAAAUGGUUCGCACUCGUCUCGCAGCCAACGGUCGGUGCUUUGAACUAGUACCAGCUAUCAUGUGUCUUGCUCUCGCUGAAGUAUGAUUUUGUUCCUUUUAUACAUAGACCUGCAGACUGAUUCGUUCACAAGCUUAUGUUUCCCGACUCUGGGACGGCUUUAUAUGCACAUACUACUGCUAUAAAGGUAUUCUUUGAAACCUUCGGACCCCAUUAUUUCAAGUCUGGGACAUCCCAUGCGCUUUUCCAAGGAUUUAGGCCUCCUAUAGUAUGUCAAUCUCUCUAACCUCAGUGCCUUCUGACGAUUCUUCAUUCCGCAGAUUCUUCAGGCUUUUCGAGACCGCCAGCCAACUUUUCUAUCGUCAGAGUCCUGGAAUAAGAUCCCAUUCACGUCAGCUUGCCCAUCAGCCAUGCAAGCACUCCUCACGGAUGUUUCUACUAUUCCAUUUUUACUAAAGUGCAAUGACGCUUUAUUCGAGAAUGGAAGCUCCGCAAUUCAAGUGGCAGAAAUGUUCCAGUCUUUCAUAGAUGCAUUAGAGCGUCUGACUGAGUGGGAAAACCACUUUCGGCUGGAAAGUGGUUUUCAAUAUUACUGGCAAUGUGGCACUGAUGCCGGCGAAUUGAAUACAUGCCAAAGUCUGCAUGUCCCUAUUACUUUCCUGAACUUUACCAUGGCGAAUUGUCUUAUCCAUAUUUGGGCAAUUCGCGUCAUUUGCCUUGCGGAAACUGAAAGGAUUGUACUAUUUUCUUCGCAUCCAAUCCAGCCCAAGCCGCAUACAUCUCAAUUUAGGAGUGCAGCUUAUGUCCAGGGGCAGAUCAACCAUUUCUCUCGGCUAAUCCUCCGUAGCAUGGAAUAUUUCUUCAGUGAUGACAUGAAACUAUUCGGACCUGCCUCGACUCUCUUUCCACUAUCCGUGGCUUACCAACAAUUUACCGCAGCCUGCUACCAGUGUGAUGAGGAACUUAAGUUCAUUAAUAGUAUUGUCAACCAGUUAAUUGAUAGGGGAUUGCAAUCCGCGUCUUCACUAGUCUAUGGUAUGCCCGGUCCCGACUGAUGCGGACCGCGUUUGUUUGCUCUCUCUUCGACGUUUUCAAAAUUGGAUGCUUGGCUUAAAAAAGAUGCAAAGUUAUCGUUUCCACAAAAUAUAUCUUGAAACAAACACAUUUCACAUCCCAGAAAUAGCUUAGCUGAAAGUGAUGUCUCUCCUACCCAGCCCUAGCUUCCGCGUUCCACCGGGAAAUCGAGGGCCAUCGCAACUUAUCCCUGUAGGAAGCCAUCGAAGUCCUUAAAUAGGGUCAGGUUACCACUGUUAAUCCCUGAACCAAGGU
Molecule: messenger RNA, 2391 nt
Organism: Sclerotinia trifoliorum
Lineage: Eukaryota; Fungi; Ascomycota; Leotiomycetes; Helotiales; Sclerotiniaceae
Source: the annotation of a GenBank genome assembly